Lytechinus variegatus (green sea urchin) is the source of this 2295-nucleotide messenger RNA. Its product is annotated as organic cation transporter protein-like. The transcript has 11 exons. Gene Ontology annotation, biological process: transmembrane transport. Gene Ontology annotation, cellular component: membrane. The coding region runs from base 255 to 1964 and encodes 569 amino acids. NCBI's taxonomy places the organism in Eukaryota, Metazoa, Echinodermata, Echinoidea, Temnopleuroida, Toxopneustidae. The record is from RefSeq and is a predicted model, not a curated record. Gene Ontology annotation, molecular function: transmembrane transporter activity.
CAGUCGGAACACGCACAAUACCAAAGUUCAAGAGAAUUAAAUGAUGUAGGCCAAUAACUUGAAGCUCCCAGAAAGACCUAGGGGAAGGAAUAGAGCUUACUUCCGUGAAACAACUCAUUCGCUCAUAAACAUAAUUUUCAUACAAUUCUCUCUCGAGAGAUGCCAAACUUUUGUCUUUGGAUAUUGGUGCAUGUAGAUCAUCGAGGGAUCUAGUUUAGUUGCAUCUCUCCACUUCAUUACAAAGUAUUUCAAUUAUGUUUAAACUUGACGACCUUCUACGGGAAGUUGGUGAGUUUGGUCCCUACCAGAGGAGGGUGUUUGCAAUCACCAGCACCGUGGUCUUCUUCUCUUCCUAUGCGUCGAUGAUUAUUGUUUUCUUUACACCGAACGUUGAUCACUGGUGUGAGACUCAAGAUGGGUCAUUUUUGGAAGCUUGUGAGGGUUCUGGAUUAGAUCUGCAAGAUUGCCAGAUUGCCAAGAAGAAUGCAAGCAUCCCUGCGAACUAUACAUCAGAUGGAAAGCUGAUCUACGCACAAUGUGAGAAAUAUAAUGUGUCAGGAGUGGGAUUCUGGCCUGGGAUGGAUCCGUCCAAUUACAGCACCGAAUCACUACCGCACAUUAUCCCAUGUGAUCAGGGAUGGGUCUAUGAUACCAGUCAAUACAAAUCUUCCAUAGUGACAGACUUUAACCUGGUUUGUGGAAAGGAAGAUCUUACCCAAGUAUCCCAGUCAGUGUUCUUUGGUGGAUACCUAGUUGGAUCCCUAGUGUUCGGAUCUUUGGCUGAUGUGAUAGGACGAUGGUGGUCUUUGAUGAUCUGUUUGAUCAUACGGCUCAUCACCGGGUUAGCCCUUGCCUUCUCUCCAUCAUGGUGGGUCUUUACUACCAUUCGAUUCAUCCAAGGAUGCGUUGCCGUAGCUACUUACAUUAUCGCUUUCGUCUUAGUUAAUGAAUAUGCAGGUCCAUCCAGACGGUAUAUCACCGGACUGCUGUUUGGUGUCCCUUUUGCCACGGGGUAUGUAUCCCUAGCUCUGGUUGCCUACUUCAUUCGCUACUGGAAGACUCUAGAGAUCGUUGCUACAGUCCCUAUCAUCGUCCUCAUCGUGAUAAUGAUGUUCCUCCCCGAGUCGGUGAGGUGGCAAAUAUCUAAAGGUAGAUUUGACCAAGCGGAAAAGACACUUGUAAAACUAGCAGAAGCUAACAAGAAGACCCUGCCAUCGCCGAUUUUUACCGAAGAGUUCAAGAAGGAAAGGAUAUUAGAGGAUGCAAGGCAUCAAGUAUCAGCUCUGGAUCUCUUCAGAACCCCGAAAAUGCGGCUACGAACCAUCAAUCUCAUUUUCAACUGGAUGGUUAACGCAGUCGUAUACCAUGGAGUGUCUCUGAAUACCUCAAACCUUGGUGUCAAUGACUACGUAGCCUUCGCUGUGGCCGGAGCCGUUGAGAUCCCAUCAUACAUUUUAGCAUCCUUUUUGAUCGAGUUCAUAGGAAGGCCCCGGUGUUUGUGUGGAUUGCUCCUACUUAGUGGAGCAUCGCUGCUCUCUACAGCCGUAGUUCCCCCUGGACCGGCACUGACAGUCGUUGCUAUGAUAGGCAAGUUUGGAAUAUCUGCCGCCUUUGGGGUUCUCUAUCUCUACUCUACUGAACUCUACCCAACAUCGAUCAGGAGUGCUGCAGUGGGUUUAUUUUCAACGUCGUCACGCGUAGCAGGGAUCAUUUCCCCACUCAUCCUCACGCUCUCCAAGUAUUGGAAUCCCCUUCCUAUGGUGAUCUACGGAGCAGCAGGUGUAGCCGUCGGAUUAUCAACCCUCCUCCUUCCUGAAACUCGGGGGAUGAAACUACCAGACACGUUGGAAGAGGGGGAAAACUUUGAAAUGAAACGAGAAGAAGCGGCCAUGGAAGAUGUUUCGUCCAAACCAGAGUAUUUUCCAGUAAGAUUGUCUGAAGAUGAGAGGGAAAACGUAGUUUGAGUUUGACGAAAAGUUCUUGGUUGUAUUAUUUUAUCUUGUUCCAUAUACACAUAUCGUAAUUCGUAAAAACAAUUUCUUUUUUUUUGGUUAAGAUACAGAUAUUUUGAUAUCUGCAUUUCGAAAUCUAAAAUUCUACAAACACUGCAGUUACAGUAGCUCGCAUGCUCCAAGAACAAAUAAUUUAUGGUAUAUCAGACGUUUUCCUACACGACAGAAUGAGUUCAUCAAUUAUUUUCGAUGCAUGUAAAUGGAAAGGAGAAUAAACGAUGAGAAGAAAAUCGUGAACAGAAUGAAAACAGUGUAUAUUAUUCGUUUUUUCAUAUCUCGUAGG